Molecule: messenger RNA, 2680 nt
Organism: Lampris incognitus (smalleye Pacific opah)
Lineage: Eukaryota; Metazoa; Chordata; Actinopteri; Lampriformes; Lampridae
Gene: mta3
Product: metastasis associated 1 family, member 3
Exons: 18
Coding region: 205-2340 (711 amino acids)
Biological process (GO): negative regulation of transcription by RNA polymerase II
Cellular component (GO): nucleoplasm; NuRD complex
Molecular function (GO): histone deacetylase binding; transcription coactivator activity; transcription corepressor activity
Source: RefSeq, a predicted model, not a curated record
CACUGUAUUGUAAAGGCAACUGUGAAACGGAGGGGGGGGGGGACGUGCCCCAAAAAAAAAAAAUCGGCCGAUUUGAUGUACAUCCAAGUCUCAGUCACCUCACAGCACCGCGCCGUUACUUUUUGAAAAGAUUUUUUUUGUUUUAUUAAUUUAUUCUAUUUUCUUAGUUUAUGGUUUGCGUUUUAACACUCCGGGAGGGUAGAAAUGGCGGCCAACAUGUACCGGGUCGGAGAUUAUGUGUUCUUUGAGAACUCCUCAAGUAACCCUUACCUAAUCCGCCGGAUAGAAGAACUCAACAAGACAGCCAGUGGAAAUGUGGAGGCCAAGGUGGUGUGCUUCUACAGGAGAAGAGACAUCUCCCACAGUCUUAUCCAGCUUGCAGACAAACAUGCAAAGGAUUUGGAAGAGGAGAAGGAGAGUCCAUCGGAGAUGGAGCUGACAGACAAACAGAAACACCAACUUCGUCACAGAGAACUCUUCCUGUCUCGGCAGUAUGAGAGUCUACCAGCUACACACAUCAGGGGAAAGUGUAGUGUGGCAUUAUUAAAUGAGACAGAAUCGGUUCUUUCCUACCUUGACAAAGAGGAUACCUUCUUUUACUCCUUGGUGUAUGACCCGACACAGAAGACCUUGCUGGCAGACAAGGGAGAGAUUAGAGUAGGACCACGCUUUCAGGCAGAUGUACCUGACAUGUUACAAGAGGGUGAGGCAGAUGACAGAGACCAGUCCAAGCUUGAGGAGAAGCUGUGGGAUCCAGAGUGUCCGCUCACCAACAAACAAAUAGACCAAUUCUUAGUGGUAGCACGUGCGGUUGGGACUUUUGCUCGGGCAUUGGACUGCAGCAGUUCAGUUAGACAGCCUAGCUUACACAUGAGUGCAGCUGCAGCCUCACGAGAUAUCACACUGUUCCAUGCAAUGGACACACUUCAUCGUCAUGGAUACGAACUGUCCAGUGCAUUGAGUGUGCUGGUCCCAGCAGGUGGCCCAGUGCUGUGCAGAGAUGAGAUGGAGGAGUGGAGCGCUUCCGAAGCUGGCAUGUUCGAAGAGGCUCUGGAGAAAUACGGCAAAGACUUCAACGACAUCCGACAAGACUUUCUGCCUUGGAAGUCUUUGACCAGUAUCAUUGAGUACUACUACAUGUGGAAGACCACAGACAGAUAUGUUCAGCAGAAGCGACUGAAGGCAGCGGAAGCAGAGAGUAAGCUCAAGCAGGUUUAUAUCCCCACAUAUAACAAGCCCAACCCCAACCAGAUCUCUAUGACCAAUGGGAAAAUGGUAACAGUGAAUGGAGCUGGGCCGGGCACCUACCAUACAGCAGGAGGGGGCAGAGCCUGCGAGAGUUGCUACACCAUGCAGUCGGCCCAGUGGUACUCAUGGGGGCCUCCCAACAUGCAGUGCCGUCUGUGUGUAGCCUGUUGGAUGUACUGGAAGAAGUAUGGUGGUUUAAAGAUGCCAAGCAGAGCUGAGGGCCCUGAGGAGAGGACCUCGCCUAGUCCUGCAAGCAAUGAGCCUCGUUCUCGGAGUCACGCCCCCCGCCAGUCCAGCCACAUGGUACCUGUGCGUAACAGCGGCAGCCCCAAGUCCUCCAUGAAGACUAAGCAGGCCUUCCUGCUGCAGGCCACCCGCCUCACCAAGCUGGCCCGGCAUAUGUGCCGUGAUGUCAUCAGGCUGCGCCGCGCUGCGCGCCGGCCCUUUAUCCCCAUUAACUGUGGGGCCAUAAAGGCAGAGUAUAUGUUAAGGGUGUCAGAAGGUCAGGGGACUCGCCUGCCAAAAAUCAGGGCUGCCCCGAGGAGCACUUUGACCAGUGUCCUGCAGUUCCUAGAGUCUCGUCCAGCGGCCCAUGCUCCACGUUCCCACCGCACUCCUGGCCUGCAGGCCCCUCCCCCCCGCCGUCUCCUGUCCUCACUCCCCCACGGACCCCACGGAAUGCUGGGGAAACGCAGCUACCACCACCACAGCAGGGCUGAGCCAGAGAGACGUUCAGGUAAACACACACACACACAAACACACAUUUUGUUAAAGGAUUUAUAUAUAAUUAACCUCCCACAGCACAAUGGGCGUAACAGCGGCAGUGGAAGCACCAGGGGGGGAGUGAUGAUACGCAAAAGGCGCCCAAAUUGGAUCGACGCCCCUGAUGACAGCUUCUUUCUUGUCACUCGGGAGACCAGGAGGGCCAGACGACUGCUGUCCAGGUCCCAGCUGAGGCACGCCUGCCGGCAGCCCUGUGAGCAGAUCACCUUGCGCAGGGUCUCCCAGGCCCCCACGCAGGGGCUCGUCCUGGCCCCCCCACACCCUCACCCCAGCCUGAGGAUGCGAGGACCCAUUGUCAUCCACGACUGAUUGGCUACGCACCCCCAACACACACACACACACACACACACAUACACACACACACAACAGCGUGCUCUCUACACACACCCAACUGACUCGCAUCUUGGUACCGUAUUUGCUUCUAGCCUCAAAAAUCCCAUUAUAACAACCCCCACUCACACACACAAACACACACACACACACACACACACACACACACACACACACACACACACAUACACACACACACACACACACACACACACACACACACACACACACACACACACACACACACACACACACACAUUUUGUUUCUCGAUUAGCCAGCAGUAAGGCAUGAGAAGGAAGUGAUAAGCUGCGAUGCACU